AUGCCGUCGACAGAGGCCUACGUCCCCUGUUUGCAUGAUCCUCAAGUGAUACGAACGGCUAUUAUAAAACCACAAAGACUGGCCUCGCAAGAAUCGGAUCGUCUCGAGAUCUCUGGAAGGGAACUCAUCGGGGAUGACAGGUAUUUCACAUCAGCGAACGAAGUCGGAUUACAACUGUAUAAGCUGUGGCCAGGCAAGAAUCGCUUCUACCAUGGUGGUGCUAUCAUGCUGGGCCCAAGAGAAGACCUAGGAUUCAACAUCUGCCUUUGGAUGUUCGUUCUGGUACCAGCAUCGAUGUAUUUCCUUGGUGUUGCACCCUGGCUUUGGCGGGACGAUGACCGAGGCUAUGGAGUCUUCGUUGUAGCUGAGGAUACCCUUCUUUGGGUGGAAGAUGGUUCUUGUCUUGUUAGGUCGUGA
Molecule: messenger RNA, 417 nt
Organism: Perkinsus marinus ATCC 50983
Lineage: Eukaryota; Perkinsozoa; Perkinsida; Perkinsidae
Exons: 4
Coding region: 1-417 (138 amino acids)
Source: RefSeq, a predicted model, not a curated record